Molecule: messenger RNA, 2077 nt
Organism: Echinops telfairi (small Madagascar hedgehog)
Lineage: Eukaryota; Metazoa; Chordata; Mammalia; Afrosoricida; Tenrecidae
Gene: IDUA
Product: alpha-L-iduronidase
Exons: 14
Coding region: 1-1938 (645 amino acids)
Biological process (GO): carbohydrate metabolic process
Molecular function (GO): protein binding; L-iduronidase activity
Source: RefSeq, a predicted model, not a curated record
AUGCGCCCCCCGGGCCCUCCUGCCGCGCGGCUCGCGCUGCUGGCCGCGUUGCUGGCCGCGCCCCCAGCGGCCGUCGGGGAGGACCCGCUCCUGGUGCGCGUGGACGCGGCCCGCACGCUGCGCCCCCUGCGGGCCUUCUGGAGAAGUACAGGCUUCUGCCCCCCUCUGCCGCACGACCAGGCUGACCAGUAUGACCUCAGUUGGGACCAGCAACUCAACCUGGCCUACGUGGGUGCUGUCCCUCACGGGGGCAUCGAGCAGGUCCGGACCCACUGGCUGCUGGAUCUUGUCACGGCCAGGGGGACGGCUGCCUGGGGCCUGGGCUACAACUUCACCAACCUGGACAGGUAUCUGGACCUUCUCAGGGAGAACCAGCUCCUUCCAGGCUUUGAGCUGAUGGGCAGUCCAUCGGGACGUUUCACUGACUUCGAGGAUAAGCAGCAGGUGUUCGAGUGGCGGAACCUCGUCUUGCUCCUGGCCAGGAGAUACAUUGAUAGAUACGGGCUGGAGCACGUGUCCAAGUGGAACUUCGAAACGUGGAAUGAGCCAGAUCACCACGACUUCGACAACGUGUCCAUGACGAUGCAAGGAUUCCUGAACUACUACGAUGCCUGCUCCGAGGGUCUGCGAGAGGCCAGCCCAGCCCUGCGACUGGGUGGUCCCGGAGACUCCUUCCGCCCCCCGCCGCGCUCCCCACUGUGCUGGGGCCUCCUGGAACAUUGCUACAAUGGCACAAACUUCUUCACCGGGGAGGUGGGCGUGCGCCUGGACUACAUCGCCCUCCACAAGAAGGGCGCCGGGAGCUCAAUCUUCAUCCUGGAGCAGGAGCAGGAGACCGUGCGGCUGAUCCAGAGCCUCUUCCCCAAGUUCACCGACACCCUGAUCUACAACGACGAGGCCGACCCACUCGUGGGCUGGUCCCUGCCGCAGCCUUGGAGGACCGACGUGACCUACGCCGCCAUGGUUGUAAAGGUCAUCGCGCAGCACCAGAACCUGCUAGUGGCCAACAGCAGCGCCUCCAUCCGCUAUGCGCUCCUGAGCAACGACAAUGCCUUCCUGAGCUACCACCCGCACCCCUUCGCCCAGCGCACACUCACCGCCCGCUUCCAGGUCAACAACACGCGCCCGCCCCACGUGCAGCUGUUACGCAAGCCGGUGCUCACGGCUAUGGGGCUGCUGGCCCUGCUUGAUGGUGAGCAGCUCUGGGCGCAGGUAUCUCAGGCCGGCGCAGUGCUGGACAGCAACCACACGGUGGGGGUCCUGGCCAGCGCCCACAAACCCUCUGGGCCCAACGAUGCCUGGCGCGCCUCAGUGCUGGUUUACGCGAGUGACGACACCCGUGCGCACGCCAACCGCAGCGCCGCCUUGACCCUGCACGUGCAUGGGGUGCCCCCAGCCCCCGGGCUAGUCUACGUGACGCUGUACCUGGACAACCGGCUGAGCAAUCCUCACAGCGAGUGGCAGCGCCUGGGCCGGCCCGUCUUCCCCUCUGCCCAGCAGUUCCGGCGCAUGCGUGCAGCCGAGGACCCAGUGGCUUCAGCCCCGCGACCCUUCCCCGCUGGUGGCCGCCUGACAUUGCGCCCGGAGCUGCCGCUGCCCUCCCUGCUGCUGCUGCACGUGUGCGCUCGCCCAGAGAAGCCUCCGGACCAGGUGAUCCGGCUUCGGGUGCUGCCCCUGACCCGUGGGCAGGUUCUUCUGGUCUGGUCGGAUGAGCGCAUGGGCUCCAAGUGCCUGUGGACAUAUGAGGUCCAGUUCUCCGAGGAGCGGGGUGAUGGGUUCACUGCUGUGGGGAGGAAGGCAUCGACCUUUAACCUCUUCGUGUUCAGCCCAGACACGGCAGUCGUCUCUGGCUCCUACCGGGUCCGAGCUGUGGACUACUGGGCCCGACCAGGCCCUUUCUCCGAUCCUGUGCGGUACCAUGAGGUCCCUGUCUCAUGAGGGCCACACCAGGCAACACCGUGAGCCUGAACUGCCUGUUGCAUCUCAGGGCCGGUCAGGAGUCGAGAUGGGCCGGGUGACUUGCUGUCAGCUCCGUUUGUCCCCUCCGGCCCCUGACCCUUAAAGUGCCUUUUCCCGA